Molecule: messenger RNA, 539 nt
Organism: Cephus cinctus (wheat stem sawfly)
Lineage: Eukaryota; Metazoa; Arthropoda; Insecta; Hymenoptera; Cephidae
Product: frizzled-2-like
Exons: 4
Coding region: 33-533 (166 amino acids)
Biological process (GO): canonical Wnt signaling pathway; non-canonical Wnt signaling pathway
Cellular component (GO): plasma membrane
Molecular function (GO): Wnt receptor activity; Wnt-protein binding
Source: RefSeq, a predicted model, not a curated record
CUGUCUACACAGUAAGGUUCGAGAACAAGACAAUGUAUACAACAGGAAUGGUCACAAUGCCUGAGUCAAUUCGACCAGUGGCAGAAACAAAAAAUCCGGCUCCAGGAAUAUGUUUGCCUGUCAUCGUCAAUUUUUGUCAAUAUCACAAGAUUCCCUAUAAUUUUACGGUCUUUCCAAACUACAUGGGAAAUUUUGGCCAACGUGACGCUCAGCACGAAUUGGAGCUGUAUGAUGCGAUUGUGGACGUCAGAUGUUACGAGUUAGCAGCCUUAUUUCUCUGUAGCGUAUUCGUUCCGAAAUGCGGUUCAAGAGGACAAGUGGUUCGACCCUGUAGCAGCUUAUGCCACCAAACGAAGAGGCGCUGCGGAUUCUUUUUGGAGGUUUUCGGCUUGACACUUCCAGACUACUUGCAUUGCGAUCUUUUCCCAGAAAGUACUAACCCAGACGAAUGCGUUGGUCACUAUGAAGUCAUCGAGGCUGCCAAACGAGCGGAAAAACCCGGGCAAUCCAGAACAACAGGAGGGGCCGGUUGACAAAGG